CCUCCAUUGCACUUAGACAAAAACACCUCACACAAACACACCCCAAUCUCACGCCCAUCAUGGCGAAAGAAAAAAACUACAACCCCGUGCAGGCCGAGAAGAAGGCUGAAAAGCAAAAGCAAAUCCGCAAGCAAAAAGCCACCCUCCAAACGCAGCGCAACGAAAAGCUCGCGCGCCGAAACCCCGUGCGCAUUCAACGAGAUAUCGACUCCCUCAAAGAACUCGAUGAGGGCGGGCAAAUUCGUCCCCAUGAGCGGCAACGGCUCGCAGAACUGGAGAAAGACCUUGUAGCGGUGAACAAGGCGCGAGUAGCGCUGGGCGACAAGGCACCGCAGUUCAAGCCUGAGCGAGUAUUCCACGACGAUGUUGGACGGGGUGACAGAGGUGAUAGGGGUGGGAGAGGGGGGAGAGGUGGUGUAUUGGGCAAGAGGGGGAGGGACGGUCAGAGAAAGGAGGACGAUAGUAGCGAUUCGGAUGCGGACGUAAAGCACAUCCCCAUGCCACGCGAUACGCCACCACCGAUACCAAGACGAUACCAGCAGCAUGCGCAAGAUGACGAGGCACCGACUGAGCCGAAGAAGCCAACGAUUGUCUACGAAGCUGCGCCGCAAGUUCGCGAUCUACGCAAAGAGGCUACGAAGUUCAUGCCUACGGCAGUCGCGAACAAGUUGAAGCUCGCGAAGGGUGAGGGGAGAUUGUUGGAGCCGGAAGAGUUCGAUAAGCUGCAAGAGGAAGGAUAUAUGGAUAAGAGCACGGCGGAUGCAGAGACAGCAAACGAGCCUACAGCGGAAGCUCAACCAGAAACGAACGACGAGCUUGAUGAGUUCAUGAGAACACAGCGCGCUUCGGCUAGUGACGCUGCUGAAAAGGCAGUCGAAGCAGCAGUGCAAGAGGCAGAAUACGAUAUGAUGGCGGCGGAGGUACGAGGGGAGAUUCAGGGAUCGAGAUCACAAGGAUCAGUGGCGGAGAACAAGCUGAGACACGUUGAGAUUGAGGAGGUAGAAGAUGAAGAUAUUUGAAGGGUGUUCAAACCAGCCGGCUGCAUCCACAACGUGUGCGAACCGCGAAGCAAGAGGGUCUGGAUCACGACGUAAUAUCAUACUGAGACAUGUCAGAACAUCAUAGCC
Dothidotthia symphoricarpi CBS 119687 is the source of this 1127-nucleotide messenger RNA. RefSeq lists its product as uncharacterized. The coding region runs from base 60 to 1019 and encodes 319 amino acids. Lineage: Eukaryota; Fungi; Ascomycota; Dothideomycetes; Pleosporales; Dothidotthiaceae. Gene Ontology annotation, biological process: RNA processing. The record is from RefSeq and is a predicted model, not a curated record. The transcript has 2 exons.